This is a messenger RNA of Acaulospora colombiana, 666 nucleotides long. The record is from the annotation of a GenBank genome assembly. NCBI's taxonomy places the organism in Eukaryota, Fungi, Glomeromycota, Glomeromycetes, Diversisporales, Acaulosporaceae.
AUGAAGAAGGAGCUUGGUGUUGGAGGGACGGAUGCAACGGCGCUUCAAUCUACCGUUGAAAGUAUGCAAGCGAUAGCAGACAUGUACGACUCCUAUACAAAGGAGACUGUUAUUCCUUGGAUCGAGGAUUAUAAAGAGUACAACCAACCGGCCACAAACUAUGAGCCUCUGAUCGACAUGCACUACGGGACCUAUAAAAAAUAUAAGGAGGUAUCCGAUGAGAAUCUGAGUCAAGAGCAAUCAGAGGAUUCGUAUGUUGAAGCGAUCAGAUCACGUUGUGAUACUGUAUUCAAUGUCACGCUAGCGGAAGUAAACAGGAUUCAUGAAGAACGUGUUCGGGAUUUUCAGGAAGGCACCAAGCAAUACCUGGAUGGGCAGAUCGAAUUCCAUGAAAAGGUUCUUGAAGAACUUCGUCAAGCACGUGCCAAUUUCGAUGAGCCUCAUUAUUCGGCUCUUGCGCAAACGCCGCGAACUUCGAGCUCAUAUGAAGCUUUGAUCAAUGAACAGCAACUUACUUCAUCCCGUCCCGUGUCCUCUGUCGGGUCGAUGUCUGAUGUGGUUGGUGGUGUUGUUGACAGUGUGGGGAGCAUGGGAAGCUUCUUUAAAAAGACAGCCAGGACCUCUGUCGGAAGAAGUUCAAUAUUCGAUUCUCUGUGGGGAAAAUGA